AUGCCGGAACCGUUCAACUCCACCAUGCCUCUCCCUUCUCCUCCUAACGCACAACCCAAAGAUGAAAAGGUUGGGCUUCAAGACUCCAACCAACCACCGGAAAUGUCAGCGUCCUCAGAGAAGAAACAUCCUGAAAAUGAAAACCGGCAAUCGCAGCAGAAUUUGCGUCCAACCGAGUCAGAAAACAAUGAGCCGUACUCUGUUCAUAGCUCCAGCGCCAAAAAACUAAUGGUCUUAGCUGCGUCACUUGCUGGGUUUUUCUCGCCUUUGUCGGCCAGUAUAUACUAUCCUGCAUUGCCGGCGAUUGAGAAGGCCUUGAAUGUAUCCAGUACACAGGUCAAUUUGACAGUCACCACGUAUUUGAUUCUACAAGGCUUAGCACCGAUGGUAACUGCCAGUUUCAGCGACAGUGCUGGACGUCGGCCUGGUUACGCAAUAUGUUUUAUAGUCUACCUCGCUGCGAAUCUGGGCCUCGCGUUGCAAAAUAGCUAUGCCGCAUUAAUGGUAUUACGAGCACUACAAUCAGCUGGGAGUAGCGGAGCCAUAGCCAUCGCGAACGGUGUCGUCAGUGACAUUAUCACACCGCAAGAACGUGGUAGUUAUAUUGCGUUUGCCUCCGUUGGAUCCAUCCUGGGACCUUCCCUAUCACCCAUCAUUGGAGGUCUGUUUGCCGAGUAUACGGAUUGGCAUUGGAUUUUCUGGUUCCUGUUGAUCUUUAGCGGUGCAUUCUGUGUUCCCUUCUUUCUCUUCUUCCCGGAAACUUGUCGUAAGAUUGUGGGUAAUGGGAAAGGGGUACCGCCAUUCUGGAAUCGCAAUCUACCAGAUAUAUUGCGCGCACGAAAGGAGAAGCAAAGGCAACAACGCGCCGAGAAUGAAGAAGAAAAUGCUAAUCGGCAACGUUCCCGUCUAUCCAUUCCAAACCCCUUGAAAGUCUUCGUCGUUUUCACCAACCUUCAAACCGUCAUGACGCUCUGCCCUGCCGGUGUGGCAUUCGGAAGCUACUAUGCUGUUUUGACAGGCGCCUCGGGUGAAUUCACAAGGGUUUACCACUUCAGCGAGAUCAAAGUAGCUCUCAUAUUUCUACCCAUGGGUGUCGGCGGAUUGAUUUCAGCUUUAUCUACAGGUAAACUGGUGAAUUGGAAUUUCCACCGUCACGCGCGCAAACGUGGUAUCAUGGUUGCUCGAAACCGGAGACAGGAACUACUCAAUUUCCCCAUCGAGCGAGCCAGGCUAGAGAUUGCCCUUCCAGUGUUUUGUCUUGGGUGCGUCUGCACUGUGCUCUAUGGCUGGUUGAUGACUCAAGAUGUGAACGUAUCUGGCCCAAUCAUUCUACUCUUCGUUAUGAGUUGGUCCUUUGCCGCAUUUUACCAAGUUCUCAACGUCUUAUUAGUCGACACCUAUCCCGGCCGAGGAGCGAUGGUGACUGCAGUCGUAAACCUGCUUAGAUGUGAGAUUGGUGCUGGUAUGGCGGCAAUGAUCAGUCCGUUGACCAGCGCUACUGGUUCUGGGUGGUCGUAUACGAUUAUUGCCUUGAUUGGGGUUGCUGCCACUAGUCCGUUGCUGCUAACGAUGAAGUAUGGGAUGAAAUGGAGACAAGAGAGUGCAGCAAAAGCAGAAGAGAAGAAGAGUAGAAUGCAGGAGGCGCAGCAAAGACAGGAGGUUUAGAGGGUGCUCAUCCUUGGAAGAAUACAAAUGCGUUCAUUCUUUCAUCUGUUCAGUAAAGCGCUUUUAUAUUUCAACGUUAGUUUCAUGAUUGUGAGUACAUGCGAUUUUCACAUUCAUCUAUUCUUACAGUGCAUUCUACAACUUCAAUAUGAUGCUUAGUUUCUCCCCCGAGGAU
Molecule: messenger RNA, 1840 nt
Organism: Talaromyces stipitatus ATCC 10500
Lineage: Eukaryota; Fungi; Ascomycota; Eurotiomycetes; Eurotiales; Trichocomaceae
Product: MFS multidrug transporter, putative
Exons: 2
Coding region: 1-1665 (554 amino acids)
Biological process (GO): transmembrane transport
Molecular function (GO): transmembrane transporter activity
Source: RefSeq, a predicted model, not a curated record